Caenorhabditis remanei is the source of this 543-nucleotide messenger RNA. RefSeq lists its product as uncharacterized. The transcript has 2 exons. Bases 1 to 543 code for a protein of 180 amino acids. NCBI's taxonomy places the organism in Eukaryota, Metazoa, Nematoda, Chromadorea, Rhabditida, Rhabditidae. The record is from RefSeq and is a predicted model, not a curated record.
AUGCCAACUUCUACUGUAACAGCAACUUCCAGAGCCGAUAAGAACAACAGUCUAAACCUCCCCCAACAAUUCUUGGGACCAAUCAAAACGUACGUUCUCACCGGAGGAGUGGCUAAUAUCACAAUGUCUGAUAUUUCAAAUGUAUUCGAAGAAACGAAUUCACUUCCACGUCAUGGAUUUAUUUCUUCCAAUCAAUACGGAAGUUACAGUACCUCUCAAGGCUCUCGAUCGGAGAUCACGUCUCCGAAUUUACAAAGAAUUAAAUAUAGCUACAGUAUCCAAAACGUGGAUUUUAGUGGAAAUGCAACAUUGAAAGUUAUUGGGUAUCUGAAUAGAUCCCUAGCGUUUUCUAAAUCGUAUAAUCAUUCCUCCUCACUGGCGCAGGAGCAAUUCUAUGGCGACACACUCUACGUGGAUUUCAGAACAGAGUCUUUACCGAAUACCGGAUUUUAUUUGAGUUUCGAAAUGGAGAACGCGAAUGGCUCAUCGAAAUUUUGUGUCUUUUCAGUGUUGCUCAUGGUAUUCGUCGGUUGCUUUUUCUGA